Molecule: messenger RNA, 2164 nt
Organism: Wyeomyia smithii (pitcher-plant mosquito)
Lineage: Eukaryota; Metazoa; Arthropoda; Insecta; Diptera; Culicidae
Product: zinc finger protein ZFP2-like
Exons: 2
Coding region: 171-2147 (658 amino acids)
Cellular component (GO): nucleus
Molecular function (GO): zinc ion binding
Source: RefSeq, a predicted model, not a curated record
AUCUUACUCACAUGUUUGUUUACCUUGUUUACUAAUUGCAGUCAGUCGGUACUGUAAGAAGCAUUGUACGUUGCGUUUUUUGCGAGAAUACUGUGCUAGUGCUUUUUAUUUGUGUUGAUUAAAGGGCUAAAGCAUCAUUGGAUUAUUUCGUUCAGAAUCCUGUGCUUAUAAUGGAUAUACUAAUAGAACCGGACUGCUAUAAAGUAUGUCGUAUUUGCAUGGAAAGCUGCGAAGAAGACUUUGUAUGUGUUUAUGACGAGUUUGAAGACAAUAUAUUGAUGGACGUAAUUGUUGAGUGUGCCCGAGUGGAGAUAAGGAAAGAUGAUGCUUUGCCACGAAAUGCUUGCCGCAACUGUGCUGAAUAUAUGAUAAUUGCUUACCACAUUAUUCAAAAGUGUCGAGAUUCCGAUCAAACGCUUCGAUCCAUAUUUAAACAUGAGAUUGAUUUUAGAAGUCGUAAAGAUGAGGCCGUUUUUGAUACUAAUGAUAUGCAUGACGACAUAAACCCUGCGGAAUAUGCCUUUCUAUUGUCGGAUGCUUACGACAAUAUCAUGCUAGAAAAUGUCAAAGGCCUUAUAGCCGAAGAAGCUAAAACAGCUCCACCAAUCGAAUUUCCUAAUGAGAAUGUGUGCAGUUCAAAAAUAGGCGAAAAUAAAUUUUUGACAACAAAUAAAGUCGUCCAUGAGCAAUCAAACCACACAUCUCAACUCAAUAAUGCAGAAAUAGUAGAAAUGUUGGAAAAUAAACCUCUUGGGGAAAAUAUAAGUAGGACAGAUCAAUCUCACUCCACAAAAAAAUGUUGCGGUUGCAAGAAAAUUUUUAACAGUGAACAGGAAUUGAAAACUCACAGCAAUGUAGUACACCAGAGAGAACAAACUUCCAUUUCCGAGUUGGGCAGACCUUUCAAAUGUUCGAUAUGCUAUAAAAACUUUUCCAACCAGCAACUAUUAAAAGAGCACCAGCGGACAGUGAUAAGGAGAUUUUUUUGUCGAAAGUGUGGUAAGAGAUUCAUGACACAGAAUAAUCUGGAAAAUCAUCUCAAGUGUCAUGUUGCUUCCCGUGAAACCAAAAGAUGUUGUGGAUGCCGUAAAGAUUUUAUGUCGGAAUCUGAGCUUCUACAACACUCCCAGGAAGUACAUCAGGUAGAACAAACAAUCAACUCAAACAAACCAUUUGAAUGUAAUAUUUGCUACCGCCGAUACUCCACACGUAAGUCGCUGGUAAGCCACAAACGAAUGAUACAACAGCAUCAGUGCCAACAGUGUGGAGAAAUGUUUAUGAAAAAGUUGUUUUUAUCAUUACAUGAAAAAUCUUGCCACAUUGUUAGAGCUGAUGAUAACAAAAAGAAACGAUGCUGUGGGUGUAGCGUUGAAUUUUCCAAUAAACAAGCUCUGCUGGAGCACGCUGCUAAUGUUCAUAAAAACACUAGUGAUGCUCAAUCCGAUUCAACAAUUGAUAGUUCCAAACUGUUCGAAUGCGAAAUCUGUUUCAAACGCUUUUCCUCGAAGCUUAUUCUUAACCAACAUAAAAGAAAAAUUGACGUUGACAAACGUUACUCUUGCGAUAUUUGUGGCCGCACAUUUAACCGCGCGCAUGACAAAACUACUCAUCAAACUACCCAUUCCAACGAAAUGCCAUUUUCAUGUCACGUUUGCCUACGGCGUUUUAAAAACAAACUCUACCUCAAGAAUCAUCUCAAACUGCACGCUACAAGCGAGUCACGGAAUUUUGGUUGUGCUGAAUGUGGUAAAUGUUUUCGCACAAAGGAUCUGCUGAAGACGCACCUGAUAAGCCACAGCAAUGAAAGGAAACACCAGUGUCAGUUUUGCCCGGCGGCGUUCAAGCGAGCACAAUGCCUAAAAAUUCAUACAAAGGUACACACACAGGAGAAAGCAUUUGCUUGUGCGAUUUGCGACAAACGGUACGUUCAAUCGUCUGAUUUGAAACGCCACAUGCUUACACACAAUCCCGGUGAGAGUGGUAAACCUUUCCAGUGCGAGUAUUGUUUAAAACGGUAUCCCCGCAAAGACUAUCUGAAAAUACAUAUUCGGAAGCAGCAUUUGGAGAAGGCAGAUAUGAUACUGAUAGAAGAUGUAGCACUAGAAUUUCGGGGAAACAGUGAUGCUAGUGACUUUUUGUUAAUAUAAAAAUAUACUGGUUUGAA